Messenger RNA from Mytilus californianus (California mussel), 1271 nucleotides. Its product is annotated as actin, clone 302-like. The transcript has 8 exons. The record is from RefSeq and is a predicted model, not a curated record. NCBI's taxonomy places the organism in Eukaryota, Metazoa, Mollusca, Bivalvia, Mytilida, Mytilidae. Bases 123 to 1256 code for a protein of 377 amino acids.
UCUAUUUUUAGCAUUUACAUACUUUACAUGUAAUAUUAUGCAGUCAACAGGAUAUAUUCUGUUGGAUAUUUAUACUUUUUGUGAAGAAUUCUGAAGAACCAAUGGGUUGACAAUAAGACAAAAUGUCUGUAUACGACGAUAUGCAAGCCGUUGUCAUUGACAACGGUUCGGGUGUGACCAAGGGCGGUUUUGCUGGUGAUGAUGCCCCAAGAUGUGUGUACAGCACGGUAGUGGGCAGAUCAAGGUCAUAUACAAAAUGUGAAAGUAUGGUAUUCAGGGAUAACUAUGUUGGAGAUGUGGCACAGAACAGACGCGGUGUGCUCUCAUUGGAUUAUCCAAUAGAACAUGGAAUUGUAACAAAUUGGGACGACAUGGAACUAAUAUGGCAUGAUAUUUUUUAUACUUAUCUUCGGACAGCACCAGAGGAGCACCCAUUUCUCCUAACAGAACCUCCACUUAAUCCAAAAUAUAAUAGGGAGAAAACGGCACAGAUAUUUUUCGAAAAGUAUAAAGUACCUGCAUUUUACGUGAGUAUGCAAGGUCUUUUGUCAUGUUAUGCAUCGGGGAGAGGCUCUGCAAUCAUGCUAGAAAUAGGAGAUGGUGUGACACAUAUAGUUCCUGUAUGUGAAGGUAAGAUUUGCAUACAACCUGCCAUAAAGAGACUCGAUAUAGGAGGCAGAGACCUUACAUCUUAUUUACAGACUCUGUUGCAUGAAAAGGGACAAGAUUUCGUAACCACUGGUGAUUUUGAAAUUGUAAGAGAUAUGAAAGAAAAGUUGUGUUAUGUUGCCGAAGAUUACUCUAAAGAAAUUACUUUGUCUGAAUGUUUUCCUGAUGUUGAUAAAUCGUAUGAACUUCCAGAUGGAAAUUGUAUUACCAUUGGCAAGGAGAGAUUCCAGUGUCCAGAGCUUUUGUUUCGACCUACGAAAGAUAUAGGUUCUGAUGGUAUACACAAGUUAUUGUACGACUCAAUAAUGGCAAUUGACAUGGACUGGAGAAAACAUUAUUAUACAAACAUACUUAUAUCUGGAGGUUGUACAAUGUUCUCAGGAUUUGCAAAGCGUUUGCAGACCGAAUUUGCCACUUUGAUUCCAGAACGCAUGCUAACAAAAGUAGUUGCCCCUCCAGAAAGAAAGUAUUCAGUGUGGAUUGGUGGAUCCAUUCUUGCUUCAUUAUCCACAUUUCAAUCCUGGUGGAUCACAGAUGCGGAGUACCAGGAAUAUGGACCCGAUAUUGUCAAUAGAAAAUGUUAUUAAAUCAUCAUAAUAUAA